AUGGUUGAGGAGGAUUUGUAUAGAGAUGCGCUCAAUGCCUCCACUGUCAUGCUUGAUGCAGACAAAUGCCCACUUGCUCAAGUGGAGACUUUUGGGGUACUGCUAGACCUUACAGGUUUUCUUCAAGAACAGCUCCGGGGGCUGCCCAUUUGUGUGGCAAAGGCAACUCAUGCAUCACAACAAGGUGAAGGUGGAACCAGUGUGAAAAUGAUGGAUUAA
Dovyalis caffra is the source of this 219-nucleotide messenger RNA. The record is from the annotation of a GenBank genome assembly. Lineage: Eukaryota; Viridiplantae; Streptophyta; Magnoliopsida; Malpighiales; Salicaceae.